UCGCAAAUCCUGCUGGAAAAGCACAAGGCCAGCAUCGAGCAGUUGAUCCACCGCGACCGGAAUCAUCCCAGUGUGAUAAUGUGGUCGAUCGCGAACGAACCUCGCACCGCUUUGUUUGCGGCGGAUGCCUACUUCGAAGCCGUUGCCAAAUACACACGCCGGCUGGAUCCCACACGUCCGGUGACGGCAGCCAUCGCCGUUGGAGUUAACGAUGAUCGAGCGGCAAAGCAUCUCGACAUUAUCAGCUUCAACCGCUACAACGGAUGGUAUUCGAACGCAGGUAAACUGAAUAUGAUAACGAAUCGGGUGAUUGAGGAGGCCCAAGCGUGGAAUAGCAAACAUAACAAACCCGUUUUGAUGUCCGAAUACGGUGCCGAUACGAUGGAGGGACUACACAUGCUGCCGGCCUACAUUUGGUCCGAGGACUACCAGUCGCAGGUCUUCAGCCGGCACUUCCGCGCCUUCGACAACCUCCGGAAGCAGCACUUCUUCAUCGGGGAGUUCGUGUGGAACUUUGCCGAUUUCAAGACGGCACAGACGUACACCCGCGUGGGGGGCAACAAGAAGGGCAUCUUCACGCGUAACCGGCAGCCGAAGGCCGCUGCCUAUUUGCUGAGGCAGCGCUAUCACGCUCUGGCCGAAGAGCUGGACAAGAGCACACUGCCGGACGAUCUCUUCCUCUACACGGCCGAGGACAAACAAUCGAACCGCGGCACCAAAUUCGAACUGUGAACCAAAAUUCCCACCGUGCAAGCGCCGUGUGCUCAGGAACUUCUACAAACGCGCGUUGAUGCAUUGUUGGCUUUACACUUUUACCAGUAGGAAUCUUACGCAAUGAGUAUUUGUUUCGUAUUGUUACAUAUUUGUACAAAGUUUUAUUUAGCUAAAUAAUAAAGAAAAUUUUGCGAUGGUGAGUCUUUUAAAAUA
Messenger RNA from Aedes albopictus (Asian tiger mosquito), 927 nucleotides. Its product is annotated as beta-glucuronidase. Gene Ontology annotation, biological process: carbohydrate metabolic process; glucuronoside catabolic process. The record is from RefSeq and is a predicted model, not a curated record. Lineage: Eukaryota; Metazoa; Arthropoda; Insecta; Diptera; Culicidae. Gene Ontology annotation, molecular function: beta-glucuronidase activity; carbohydrate binding.